Messenger RNA from Podospora anserina S mat+, 183 nucleotides. RefSeq lists its product as uncharacterized. The transcript has a single exon. The annotation marks the transcript as partial. Lineage: Eukaryota; Fungi; Ascomycota; Sordariomycetes; Sordariales; Podosporaceae. The record is from RefSeq and is a predicted model, not a curated record.
AGGGUUUCAUACAACUACCACGUCUACUCGGUUCUCGUCCCCUUUGUCGUCCGGUCUGGUCCGAUCAGGCCGUGGUUUGGGCAGCCUGGAAAUGGGGUGCAGUUUGAGCUGCCAAAGACUGUGGCUGAGUUGAUUGUUGAUGGGGUCUUGAAAGCGGAGGAUGUGCGCAUUGUUCUUCCAUGA